AAAGAUAUCCCCGUCAAACUACCACACCAUCUGAAACAAGCUUAGACUUGAAAGUCAACCGCUAGCAGAAAGACACUAACUAGACAACAAAACCAAGGACAAAAAAGAAAGCGACCCCACUGGGACUCGAACCCAGAACCUUCAGUACCGAAAACUGACGCCCUACCAUUGAGCUAUAAGGCCUGAUUGGGAAAGAGGGUCCAAUUCACACUCUAUAGCCUACAUCGAGCAAAGCUGAACAGAUACCUUUCCCCUCAUCAAAUCUCUCUCCCCCUCACCACCUCCGAUAUCCAAUCCGCAGUCCGUCGCAAGACAGACCACACCCACCUAACAGCACACCUCCCCUCUCCUCACCCCCUACCUACUCUCCCACAUCCCCGAAGAUGUCACUCCCAAACGCCGACCUUGUUGAAGAAAUCGAAGCCAUCAACGCGAUCUACGACCCAGACACCAUCACAAUCUCCAGCACGGGGACCAGUACCGCAAGCCCAGCCGCCGCACCCUCCACCCUCGACCUGGGCAGCAGCAGCAGCAGCAGCAACGAACCCGCUACAACAAUCUUCAAACUCCAAAUUCCAAACCACCCGCACCUCUCCUUCCUCCUCGGCUUCCCCGCAACCUACCCGGACACACCCCCGCUCAUCCUAGGCACCGCCUCGACCGCCGCCCGCGGCGAAGGCAAACUCGCCGUCGACAUCCUCGCCUCCAUCCUGUCCAGAGUAUACACCGCCGGCGCGGUCUGCCUCUUCGACCUGAUCUCCGAAGCGGAGACGGCGUUCACGGAGAUCGGCGUGGGCGGGGAGAGUACCACUACUACCACCGCCACCACCACCACUGCCAGUAACAAUGACGCCAGCAAUGGCAAUGGCAAUGGGAUAAAUGCAGCGCAUUCGCACGAGGAAGUCUCCCCUGCGGAAUCCACCCAGCCAACGAUGCAGCUGCAUGAGACGUUCGGGCUCCCCGCCCCGCCGGAAUGGAUCCUCUCGGACGUGAUCACGGAAAAGAAAUCCGUGUUCGUGGGGCGGGCGGCCCGUGUGACGAGUCUGGGCCAGGCGAAGGCGUGUCUGGAUUAUUUAUUGGCGAGCGAGAAGAGGGUCGCGGCCGCGACGCAUAAUAUUAGUGCGUGGAGGAUUCGGGAGAGGAGGAAUCUAGGUGAAGCUUCUGCUGGCGGGGAUGUGUCCAUCGUGCAGGACUGUGAUGAUGAUGGGGAGACGGCGGCCGGGGGCCGGCUGUUGCAUCUGAUGCAGUUGAUGGAUGUCUGGGAUGUGGUCGUCGUCGUGACGCGGUGGUAUGGUGGGGUGCUGUUGGGGCCGGAUCGGUUUAGGAUCAUUAAUGCUGCGGGGAGGGAUGCGUUGGUCAAAGGGGGUUUCGCGAGGGAGUCGUCGUCUGGCGGGAAUGGGGAGGGAGGCAAGAAGAAGAAGGGGAAGAAAUGAUUCGAAACCGUGGCUGUUGGGCUGAUGUAGGAUCGUGGGGAACGGUUAUGCUGCGCAACGCAUCGGUCUUGCGGUUUGAUACAUAAUCCAGUCUGCUUCCCGGCGAGGCCGAGGCUUGAAAGGAUGCAGCCUUAUAUGCUGCUGCUGGCGGGCUGCUGCCUGACAUGGACGUGAUGGCAUCCAUGCAUCUAGGCUGGUGGGUUAGCGACAUUCGCACAUAAACCACUAUCUUCCCCAGGCUAUUGGGGUGACUCUUUUGAUCCAGGGACUUCGGUCGCUGAAACACCAUCCUGACGGCGCCGCAUCCUGAUCAACCAUAUCCGGCUGUGCUGGUGGAGGAGCGUGCAACCUCUUGAGAGAUGGUCGUCAAUGCACCCCAGAGGCUGUGGCUGCUGGUGCAGCUGGUAACUCACGGUGAAAGCGAUGAGCUACAUGUAUAGAAUGACCUUUGACAUGUACACUAAAUACAGGUAGAUAUACUGUAAUACACCUCCGAG
This is a messenger RNA of Aspergillus uvarum CBS 121591, 1930 nucleotides long. Its product is annotated as IMPACT family protein. NCBI's taxonomy places the organism in Eukaryota, Fungi, Ascomycota, Eurotiomycetes, Eurotiales, Aspergillaceae. Gene Ontology annotation, biological process: regulation of translational initiation. Bases 384 to 1433 code for a protein of 349 amino acids. The record is from RefSeq and is a predicted model, not a curated record. Gene Ontology annotation, molecular function: protein binding. Gene Ontology annotation, cellular component: cytoplasm. The transcript has a single exon.